AUGCAUCGAUCGCGACCAUCCGAUCAGUCAUUGGAAACGACUAGAACUGGUGGAUGUGGACGACUAUGCUCAGUAAUUAGUGGCAAUGAAAUAUGGACGGGACAUCACUUUAACUUCAAUUUUUUUUUUAGUUACGCCUUGUUGCAUGCUUCUCGCAAAACUUUAAGUACGGUUAAAGGAUCUCUGAUCGAACUGUGGACGCAUAAUGAAACAUUGUUCCCAACCGCAUCGUCGGCGCAAUCAUUUCUUGCUUUACUCGACGGUGGUUUCCUGGGCGCCUAUGCUGUUGGCCUCUACGCUGGUGGGGUUUUAGGUGAUCGUUAUGAUCCUGCAAAGGUUUUAGGCAUAGGAAUGUUUUUGUCUGCACUAAUGGUUUUCCUUUUUGGGACUUUUACGGAAUGGUUGCAUCUGUACUCCAAAAUUUUUUAUGCCUCGAUGUGGAUCGGAGGCGGUCUCAUCCAGUCGGUUGGAUGGCCUACUGAGGUAAAUUUUUACUGA
Molecule: messenger RNA, 498 nt
Organism: Enterobius vermicularis (human pinworm)
Lineage: Eukaryota; Metazoa; Nematoda; Chromadorea; Rhabditida; Oxyuridae
Source: the annotation of a GenBank genome assembly